Molecule: messenger RNA, 2836 nt
Organism: Ictidomys tridecemlineatus (thirteen-lined ground squirrel)
Lineage: Eukaryota; Metazoa; Chordata; Mammalia; Rodentia; Sciuridae
Source: RefSeq, a predicted model, not a curated record
AUGCCUGCGGGGCCAGGCCUCCCGACAGACCUCGCUUUGUCGCUUGUCUGGCCGCCGGCCCGCGGGAAAACGAGCCCGCCUGAAGACAGGCAUCCUCCACUGCAACAGGAAGCUGUUCCAGGGCCGCGGCCUCCGCUUCGCUCUAGGUCAGGAGCAGCGGCCUCGGAGCUUCACACGACGGUCACUGGGACGCUGGCGCCCGGAUGUGCCAGAGCCAGGGCUUCAGGCACUGCGUCCGCUCCGCAGCUCGCUGGGCUCGGCGCGCACGCACCAAGGAGUGAGCGUGGCCCCUGCGGGCCGGGGCGUUUCAGCCCCAAUCAGGCCCGGCCCUGGUGGAGGACUUUGCGCUUCCCAUCCCGCGUGAUUACUGUGUGGAUCAGCUGGGCGGACGUGGGGAACACUAGGUCACCUCACGAAGGCCAUGCCUUAGCAGCCACUGAAGGAGGUGGAAGCGCAGGCCCAGUGGGAGCACAGGCCUCGCGACGGGGUUCCAGUGCCGCCGCAAGUCUUUGGCAGACAACCCGACAAGCGACUGAAUGUCCCGCUCUAAGUCUCCAGGCUUCUCCAGUCAGGAAGGCUGUAAAACAAGAAAGGAGAAGCACGGAAUCCGUUAGCAGAGCCUGCUCUGGGGAAAAGCGGCGCGGCUACGCGCGGAGAGCGGCUCUCAGCAGUCCCGGCAGGUGCGCGGACAGCGGAGGGGGCCCGGCGGUCCACCCGGAGGACCGCCUCGGCUCCGCUCGGGCCACCGUCCCCCUCUCCAAGAAACUUUUCUUUCACUCAGAGAGGCUCCGUGUUGCCAUGAAAACGGAUUUUCCAAGGGGCCCGACCCUCCCCCUCAGGGGCAUCGGACUGGAAAAACCGAAAUGGCCAGAGAGCAGAGACAAAAAGGGGCCGCUAAGCGGGGGCCGGGAGCGAGAGAGCGGAGACCGGUUCACCCCCUGCGUCCCACACAUACUACCGCUCCACCGCGUGCAAGAGCCUCCGCUAGGCUUGGGCGGCGGGCGGCUGACCGCUCGCCCUCCCGUCAACCCCGGGAGAUCCUCACUGCCCGGUGUACUCGGCACCUGUCAAUCACGGGGCCUACGGGUGGAGAGGGGCGGACCAAACCCCAACCCCCCGGGGAAUCCGAGCAGGUAUAUAAAGGGGCCCGGCGAACACCCGACCAGGCUGCGAAUACUACCAGCUCAAGACAACGCAUCAGGUGCGUGUAGCCUGCGGGUUCCCGCUGACUUGGCGCGGAACGCUUAGGCAAGCCUGUCCUUCCCGCUGGCCCUCCGGCCCCCAAGCGUCCCUCCGACGGAGUCCCCAGGCCUUUUCACCGUGGCCGCUCCAGCCCCUGGAGCGCCUUCUCCUCCCGCCACGCUGGCGCACCUUCUUCCCGCCCCGGCAAUGUACAGCCUGCUGGAGACUGAGCUCAAGAACCCGGUGGGGCCACCCACCCCAGCAGCAGGCACUGGCGGCCCUGCAGCCUCCGGCGGCGCAGGCAAGAAUAGCGCGAACGCAGGCGGCGGCGCGAACGCAGGCGGCGGUAGCAGCAGUGGCGCAAGCGGUGGUGGCGGGGGCAGCGACCAGGACCGCGUGAAGCGGCCCAUGAACGCCUUCAUGGUAUGGUCCCGCGGGCAGCGGCGCAAGAUGGCCCUGGAGAACCCCAAGAUGCACAACUCUGAGAUCAGCAAACGCUUGGGCGCCGACUGGAAACUGCUGACCGACGCCGAGAAGCGACCGUUCAUCGACGAGGCCAAGCGACUGCGCGCCGUGCACAUGAAGGAGUACCCGGACUACAAGUACCGGCCACGCCGCAAGACCAAGACGCUGCUCAAGAAGGACAAGCAGCCCGCCACCGCCGCCGCAGCUGCCGCCGCAGCGGCCGCCAUGAGCCUGGGCCCCAUGGGCUCGGUGGUGAAGUCGGAGCCCAGCUCGCCUCCGCCCGCCAUCGCGUCGCACUCGCAGCGUGCGUGCCUCGGAGACCUGCGCGACAUGAUCAGCAUGUACCUGCCUCCCGGCGGGGACGCAGCCGACGCCGCUUCUCCGCUGCCCGGUGGUCGCCUGCACGGCGUACACCAGCAUUACCAGGGCGCCGGGACUGCGGUCAACGGAACGGUGCCGCUGACCCACAUCUGAGCUCGGGUCGGCGCUCGUCGCCCUUCGCCCCCACCCCGCCCUGCACCCCCAAGUUGGGACGCCUUGUUGUUUAGCUUUGCUUGCCUGGGACUGUUGCCUUGUACCGAAGAUGGGGAGGACUUAAAAGUUUUGCUGUAGCUGUCGGGUUUUGUACAAAAGCAAAAAGUCAGGAGCAGCGGAAAUGGGACUUUCUAGAGCUGCCUGCCCCUCCCUCCCCCUUUGUAGGCUGGGAAUCGCUGUAAUGUUUGCAAAGAAAAAGCAGCCCCCUCCUCCCCGGGUUCUUCUGUUGCAUUUGAAAAUGUUGUCUCGUUAGUUUGCUAUUAAUCGAGAAAUGAGUGAAUGGGAGAAACGCUCUCGGGUGAGGCUGGCCUGAGAAAUGCAACGCCCCCGCCCCCAGUCGCGUUGCAUCUGUUUUCCUCGUGGGUUUUUUGGGGGCUGACCGCGCCGAGGGGCGCGGCAGCUAAAGCCAAUGUUAAUUUAUAGCCAGGUGUGCGUGUGUCUCCCGCCUCGCUGCCCCUGGCCGGGGGACAGCUUCGUCCAGCCCGCAUUUAGGCUGUUGAGUUGGUGAUUUCUGCCGUGAACUGUUUGCUAUUUCGUCACGCUACUGUGUUCGGAUUUCGUUUGGGCGGUGGGGAAGGGGCUAUUUUGUUUUCAGGUUUUUCAAGAUUUUACUUUUAAUUCCUAAAUGAGAGUACAAUAAAUUUUAUAACCAAGA